Messenger RNA from Symbiodinium sp. CCMP2592, 1119 nucleotides. The record is from the annotation of a GenBank genome assembly. NCBI's taxonomy places the organism in Eukaryota, Dinophyceae, Suessiales, Symbiodiniaceae.
AUGAUGUUUGUCAUCACCGUGUACAUCGUGGUCUGGCAGCUUCUGCGCGGCAACAGCUACUUGAAGUACAGGUCUCCAGUCGUUACGACACGGAUGACGCUGCAACAGCCCACUUUCGGAAGUUGCAACCCCAACGACUCCUCGUGUCGGGACGACUUCCGCAAAGUGUCGGACUUGAAAUACUGCUGCACUGACGGCUGCCAAUACAAGGCAGACAACUCCUCGUGCAGCUGCCCGUGGCGCAACUUCACCAACUACCGGUAUGUUGAUGGAGUCGGCGGCACGCAGACUUAUCCUGACAACAUUGUCAUCAACACUUUCAGGCACGAGUACAUCCAGGAGCGCAAUGCGUCCUGCGGUCAAGAUGGCUGCAGCAAGCUCUGGAUCACCAGUGGCAUAGAGAGCAGGUUCAUGGCAGAUAUCGAGGAUUUCACGGUCCUUGUGGCUCAUGCCCUUCAGAGCGAGGAGCUUGAAAUCAAGAAGACCAGCCGUGAGAUGCCGGGCUGGCUCCUGGUGAACGGGAGCAGUGAGCUCCAGCACCAGCUAUGUCGCAGCACGAACACGUCCAUGACGGAGCCCAUCUAUGGCUCCCGGACGGACAAGGCCCCGUGCUACAUCAAACCGAACUCCACGGCCAAGGACGGCCUGGACUUUUUCAAUGUGCGCACCUUGAUGAUGGCCAUGGGCCUGUCCCUGGAUGGUGAGAGCUAUUCCGGGAGCGGUCAUUCUCUCCGCUACGAGGGCCUGACCGUCACCUUGAAGAUCAAGUACUUCGACACCUGGCCUUGGCACGGGGUCUUGCUGGAUAGCGACCGGAAGCCACUGGUCUCGUACGUGUAUUCACUGUCACCACUGCAGGCGAAUCCGUACAAGGUCAGUGACGUUCUCUACUCGGACUACCCAGCAAAGCGCCGGCGGAGAGACAUGCACGGCAUCUACUUGUGGCUAGGCUUGAAGGCACGAGGUCGGUUUCAUGACGAACCAACCUCGCGUCCCAACACACCCAAGCAGGACCGCUCAGCUCAAAAUCUGGCAAAUUUGUUGCAACCCGAUGCGUUACAUCACGUAUCAACACCCAGUCAUAGAAUUCCAAGUCCCAACCAGGAAAAGGCCAGCUAA